This is a messenger RNA of Scutellospora calospora, 156 nucleotides long. NCBI's taxonomy places the organism in Eukaryota, Fungi, Glomeromycota, Glomeromycetes, Diversisporales, Gigasporaceae. The record is from the annotation of a GenBank genome assembly.
AUGAUAUUCUUUCCAGAAUCAUCGGAGUUCAUUGCUAAUAAUACUGAAGAAACUUUAUCUCUAACAUCAUCCAUAGAAAGUUCACAAUUUGUUGAAGGAAUUAAGAACUCUGCUAAAAAUAAUAAUGUUUGGGUUUCUAUUGGAGUUCACGAAAGU